CCCGGCGCGGCGCGCUCAGGCGGAAGUGAGGUCGUCGGUUCUGGUGGCUGCGCAGCGUCGGCGGGGAGCGCGGGCUGCGGAGAGGCGGGCCGGACCAAGCGGAGCCGAGCGAGCGGGAGCGCGGCGUCCGGGAGGCGGCGGAGACGUGGGGCUCGGAGGGUCAGCCUCUUAUCGUAGCAGGUCUCCUCGGCGCGCCCCCCUUGUUUCGCCCCACGGCCAAGCCCGCCGCGGGCCGGCGUGCGCUGGUCACUGAGGCCCAGGUCGCCGCCGCGGCGCGUUUUUGAAAUCAUGAAUCCUGUUUAUAGUCCUGGAUCUUCUGGGGUUCCCUAUGCAAAUGCCAAAGGAAUUGGUUAUCCAGCUGGUUUUCCCAUGGGCUAUGCAGCAGCAGCUCCUGCCUAUUCUCCUAACAUGUAUCCUGGAGCGAAUCCUACCUUCCAAACAGGUUACACUCCUGGCACACCUUACAAAGUGUCCUGUUCCCCCACCAGCGGGGCUGUGCCGCCGUACUCCUCCUCCCCAAACCCCUACCAGACUGCCGUGUACCCUGUGCGAAGUGCCUACCCGCAGCAGAGCCCGUAUGCACAGCAAGGCACGUACUACACACAGCCGCUGUAUGCAGCACCUCCUCACGUCAUCCACCACACCACGGUGGUGCAGCCCAACGGCAUGCCUGCAACAGUGUACCCUGCUCCCAUCCCCCCUCCUAGAGGCAACGGGGUCACCAUGGGCAUGGUGGCUGGGACCACCAUGGCCAUGUCAGCAGGUACCCUGCUGACUGCUCACUCCCCAACUCCUGUCGCCCCCCACCCGGUCACUGUGCCCACGUACCGGGCCCCAGGAACGCCCACUUACAGCUAUGUGCCCCCUCAGUGGUGAUCACCUGCAAAUGUUUGAGGACGGAGCUGUGCAGUCACAUUAUUGGGGAUUCCACAGCUGGUGCUGCAGGCCUUGCGCCUCCAACCAGGACUUUCUUCUUAAUGCUCUCGACACUUAGCUAAACACGACUAUAUCCCGGCCCAGCAGGCCCCAGCGCCGUUAGUCUCCAGCUGACUCUGUGGGUUGGUCUUAAAGCAAAUUCUGUUUUGUGGACUGCCUGGCAAUUUUUUAGCUAACUGUAAUGAUAAAAAGGGAGUAUUAAUCUAUUCUGAAUCAUAUCUAGUUGAAUGCAUGUUUAAAAAAACAAACACAAAAAGCUUGCUCAAUCUACCUGCAGUGACUGAUGCAAAACCAUCAUAUGCAAAAUCCAAAGGAAUGGAAACGUAUUUUACAACUUGUAUUACCAAUGCACUGUUGUAAUGUAUGCAAAGUCUUAAAGUUAUAAGUGUUAAAGUGAAUUUCUUCAUAGAGCAUCUGAAAUAUCUUAGAUGAUUCUUCAGCCUUUUGGGGUUGAUGUGGGUUGCCAGUUAGGGAUGUGGACAUUUUAGUUUUCAGCGACCUGUUUCUUUGGCACUGACUGUCCUGGGAGGGAGUUGCGAGGUUUGGGAGAGAGUAGGGAAGCCACAGCUGCUUGGGUGCAGCCGGUUCAUGGACAUCCCUUUGAGUUUAGGCUUGGUGGAGUCAGUGGAACAGGGACAUGCUUAAAGCUCAUCAUGAAAGAUUAUGGUAGUGUGGCCAGUAAAAUUUGGGGCGAGGGGGGUGGUUUAUGUGUCAGCAAAGCAGUUUCUCUGCUAUCUAAAUUUUCAUUACAGUUCUCUUAGAUGAUGUUUUUAUAUAUCUUUAUUGGAAAAGUCCUAUGUAAAACUAAAUUAUUUUCCUGGGAUGGAAGAAAUGUGAAAGAGAAACAGCCAUGCUUGCAGGAGGUAUUGUCCUCUGCUUUAUUUAGCUUAGAAAAUCAUUCCAUUUUUUUUUUUUUUUUCUGGAGAAAUGUUUGAAUCAGCUGAAAACAGGUAGGCAGGCAUUGCUGUUUUUCCCCUACAAAGAAGGGCAAAGGUUUCAGCUGUAUGUUAUGAAGAAAGUGGUAUAUUUAAGAAUGAGUUAAAAGGGAACAAAACUUUAUUUAAAAUUCCUCCAAUUUCUUGUAGAAAGGCAGGGCCAUGGAUAUGUCUGGAAAUGUAGAAACCUGUAGCUGCUUCUGGGAUCACCCACCUGAUGGUGGUGACUUGUCUGCUGAGGCCGGCUGGAGGGGACGCUUAGAGAUGGGGCGAGGGGGAGGCCGGUGUCUGUUGUCUGCGAGCCUCUCCUGCCAUCUCUUUUGCAGCUGAGGGCACUUGGCACAAAGCAAGCACAGACAGCAGAGAGGGCCAGGCAGUGCUGGAGUGCAUUUGCUGGCAGGGUUUAUUGUGGGAGAGGAAUUUGAGUUUAGAAUCUGAAUCUUGUACAUAAGAAAUCAAGAGGCUUCCUUCCACCCCGCCCCCAAAAUAUGCCCGCCCUGUGUCCAUGAGAGUGCGUGUCAGUUCUCAGUGAGGGUCAGAGUGGGGGUGGGGGAUGUAAGGCGUGGGUCCCUUUCAGCGGCCUCUAGGGCAGGAGCGUGCGUCUUCUUCCCAGUUCAGUGGUGUUUUGAGUGCUGUGGGCUUUGGUGGGGAGGGGGCUCUGCUCCUCUUCUUUCGCUGGUAGCUGGGUCAGGGCACUGGCGCCCAGUAAGGAUGCCCACUGGCAUUCUGCCCCAGUUGGUUGGUGGGGGGACACCUGACCACUGAGCCUUUGGUAACCUUAUUUUUUAUAGUAAGUACUCAUAAUUUUCUUUUUCACAUCUUAUUUUAUAAGAAGUUUAGGAAUAUUUUUGCAUGGAUCAUUGUAAACAGCAGAUUCUUUAUUCCUGAUGUCUGUUAACAUAGAAUGUUUACUGAUAAGUACUUUAAAUUGCUUCAUGAGCACUUAAUCCAUCUUAGUGUCUAUGUGUGGGGGCAGACAUUUACCGCAGGCACACAGUUUGUGCCCCUUUCUUCAAGUCUCUGUUGGUAAUUCCAUCUGUUUAGUGGAUGGUUGGCAGGAUUAGUAUGUUCUAAGGGUUCCAGGGGUUCAGCUGACCAAGUAGCAGAGAAGUUUUUUUUCCCAAUUGAAUGCUAAUAGAUUAGGAUAAAAUACUCACAAUGUUAGUGUAUGCUUUUAAAAAGCCCCACACAACAAUAUGGAAACAUACAUGCACAACUCCUGUGCGGGCUGGAGUGUCGGGGUUCAGGAGGAGGUUAGAAGUUACAGGCAUCUCUUCAGGCUUGCUUGGUACUUGGCACACACAGGAUGGUGUUUUAAAGAGUGGGCUGUACCCCCCACACGCCAUUUACAUCAGCUUCAUAAACACUUUUCUUCCUCCCUAUAACUUAACCUUUUUUCCCUUUUAUGAAGUUGAGAGGCUUUAUGAAAUAAGUUUGCAUUGCACAUCCGUGCAGAAAUCUUUCUGACUUUGAAACUUUCAGGCCAUCAGCUGUCAGAUACGAAAGGUAGAUAUCAGGUAAGAAUCUGGACUUAGGGAAUAGUCACAAAACUGUCAUAGGUUGUAAUUUUAUCAACAUUCGCUUCUAGUAAAAUUAAAGUUAAUUAAGAAAUAGAACUUGGGUCAAAAUUCUGUUACAAAGCUGCAUAAUUUGUCCUGAAGCAUACGGUGGAGCAUUCUGAGAAAUUUGCUUUUUGUAUGUUUGACAUUCCUAAUUUGGGAGUCCUUCAGCUGAAUUACUGUUCUUUUAGAAGUUGAGACAGGCAAGCAAGGGACCUAGUUCAUGUAAACAUGGACAUCAUGAUGGCUAUUUAAAAAAUAUUUGUUCUACACCUUCUUCCCUGAGGCUUGGGAGUGUGUUCAGCUGCUGCAGUUUCUCUGCUCAUGGAAGUCUUGUUUGGAUCUGUGCUGGGGGCUGAGCAUUUAGUGUGAGCCAGUGACCCAUGAACUUGCCACUCUGUGAGGGCCAGAGUCAGGGCCAGUCAUGGUAAUGGGCCUGAAGGCACUUCCAGAACCUUUUAUGUCUCUUGUGAGCCAUCUGUUAAGAACAUUCUUCUUGGUGUGGUUUGUAGGCCUACCUGUUGCUAUUCUGGGAAACCUUGAGUGCUAUGCAAAUAUGUUCACAGAAGAUGGGGGGGGGUCCUGAGCCUUGGGGUGGGCGCCUGGUCAGUGAGUGUCCUGCCCUUCCCCAGCUGGGCAUACAGUACUUUGCUCUUUCUGGUGGCAUCAUCUGGCUGUGAUGAAUGAGGUCUAGGAAAUAAUUUGCAUGUGUCUUGGGGACACAACAGUAACGAGAGGAAAUACAUUAUUACAGCAACUUGCAAUGUACUAAUACCUGUCAAUAUUGGCCCCCGUAAUGUAUGUAAGGCACCUGUGAGUGCCAGUGAGUGCUGGUGAAAGGCCAACAUGUACCAGUUACGUAAGUAUUGGUGUCUGCUUUAAAAAAGGAGACCCAGACUUCACCUGUCCUUUUUAAACAUUUGAGAACAGUAUUACUCUGAGCAGUUGGGCCACCUUCACCUCAUCCGACAGCUAACUGUUGGAUGUGUCCAUUGUCGCCAGUUUGGCUGUUGCCCAGACAGGACAGGACCUCCAUUGGGCGCAGCAGCAGGUGACAGGGGUGUGGCUUGAGGUGGGCAGCAGCGUCUGGUCCUCCUCUCUGGUGCUUUCUGAGAGGGUCUCUAAAGCCGAGUGUGGUUGGCCUGGGGGAAGGCAGAGCACAUGAUUUCUCCCCUCUAGUACCCCUGCAUUUGUGAGUGUUCCCUCUGAGCUUUCUGAAGGGCAGCAGACUCUUGAGUAUACUGCAGAGAACAUGCUCUAUCAGUAGGUCCUGAGGGCUCCAGUAACACAGAAGUGGGGGUGUGUGGCCUAUUUGGGUAGGAAACUGCAUGUUUCAGAAAGUUUGUCUCUUUUUCUUACUCAUUAUUUGAAGAAUAGAGAGCCUGUGGGGAUAGCCUUAUUUUGGUCCACAGGACUAAAGUGAAGUCACUUGGGAAGGGGAGACAGAGGAUGAGCGGCGUCUCUGUAGGGACCCCGGGCCUGCAGAAGGGUGGUGUGCUCCCAGGACUGGCAUGACAGGUGUCUCCUCCUCACCACAGGCUGUGCCCAUGAGUCCCUGUGCAGACCAGUGGGCAAGGCAGCUGGGCCAGAUCUCAGGCCAGCCGUUUGUGCUCCUAGCAGGGUUGCUGUGCUGGCCACACGGAGAGGCCCUAGACAGCCUCAUGGAUUGUAACUAAAGAAGAAACGGUUCCUUUUUGUUUUUUUAAAAAAUGAUUUUUAAAUACCGUUUUUUACACCGUUCUCUCGGUACUUUUUUUAAGCUAAGUCAGCAUUGUCUUCCAGUGUUAAAGGCAUCCCUCACCUCUGCAUUGAACUUACGUAUCCAUGCCAAGGAAUGGAAUUUCCGUCCUGAGCCAGUUCAAUUAGGUGUCAAUUGAUACUAUUUUAAUUUUUUAUGCAAUCUGAUGAGUAGAUGAGCUCAGAUUUAAAAAUCUCAAAAGCACGUUUAUUGUAACAAGAAUUGUUAUGUAUUAAUACUGCAGUUUUCAAUAAAGAUUGACUUGUGUUGCA
This is a messenger RNA of Pongo pygmaeus (Bornean orangutan), 5440 nucleotides long. RefSeq names its product family with sequence similarity 168 member B (gene FAM168B). Lineage: Eukaryota; Metazoa; Chordata; Mammalia; Primates; Hominidae. The transcript has 7 exons. The coding region runs from base 289 to 876 and encodes 195 amino acids. The record is from RefSeq and is a predicted model, not a curated record.